UUUUCUUGAUAUUUUUAUUUUUUAUUUUUGUGUAUUUUAGGUUUUAGAUGAUCGUGAAAAGUGCAUGCUUAUUGUUGUUUUUGUUUAUAUUUCAAGUGUUGGGAUCAGAAGGAUGAAAAGCCAGGAGGAUGGUCAGAAGGUUGAUAGAGCACAAACCCCUCUUUCGUCGAUUGCGCAGGCGUUUGAGGAGAUUUCCGAUUUGAUUAAAAAGGGCGACGGUAAUGAGCCCUUGAUUGAUUUGCCGUUGAAGCCGUUUUGUGAGGCCUGUUCUUUCGUUUCCGUGCUUUUCGGUUGUCUUGGCAUCGCUUUUAAAUUCGCCGAAAUGGAAUACACAGCCAAGUUGAAAGAUCUUCUUGAGGCAUCAAAGAGUUUCGACACGUUAAGUAGCGUAGUUGACUAUGACUUAAAGAAUAAGACGGUAAAAUCACCUGGAAGCCAUACUCGUAACCUUCGCAGAGUUAGGCAAGGUCUAGAUCUCAUAAAAGAAUUAUUUCAGAACUUUUUGUCACCCGAAAACCUUUCGCUUAAAACCGCAGCUACAACAGCAUAUCAACAAACUUGUGCACCGUAUCACACAUGGGCAGUAAGGACUGCGGCUUCUGCUGGAAUGUGUACUCUUCCAACAAGGGAACAACUUUUGUUGAAUCUAAAUGAAACCGAUAAAUCAGCGGACAAAGAAAUGAGGAGGUACAUAAAAGCAUCAAUUGAUGUUAUAAAAAUCAUUGAUAAUCUAUAUAUUUCUAGAGGUAUUAAACUGGAUUGGUGAUUUUGUAUGUAUGAUCCAACUUUGGUUGGGUUAAUGUAAACUUUAAAUAAUCAACAACUCAUUAAAUCAUGUCUAAUGUGGAUGUAUCACUUGUUAUAA
Messenger RNA from Helianthus annuus (common sunflower), 865 nucleotides. RefSeq names its product ACD11 homolog protein. Bases 65 to 766 code for a protein of 233 amino acids. Gene Ontology annotation, molecular function: ceramide 1-phosphate binding; ceramide 1-phosphate transfer activity. The transcript is spliced from 4 exons. Gene Ontology annotation, biological process: intermembrane lipid transfer; ceramide transport. Lineage: Eukaryota; Viridiplantae; Streptophyta; Magnoliopsida; Asterales; Asteraceae. Gene Ontology annotation, cellular component: cytoplasm; membrane; cytosol. The record is from RefSeq and is a predicted model, not a curated record.